AUGCAAGGGCUUGUGGAGCAACGAUUUGGAAUGGAAUCUUUGAGGUCAAUUGAGAAAUGCCGAGAAUUGCUCUCGAAAAAUUUUGACAAUUUCACAAAUUAUACAGUGGCUUGCACUUAUAAAUUACUGAGUCGAUAUGAAAUGGGAUAUGGAAGGGUUAAUUAUUCGAGAUUCUAUCUGAAUUGUGUCAAGUCCUAUUUUGAUGGAAAUGAGCCAAAGAAUUCAUUUGAGAGGAAUAUGAAACAAUUGAUUAGAACAGCUGAAAUUGUGGACUCACAUAAUGAGAUGGGUCAUUUAUUUGUCAAGAAUUUGCCAGAAAUAUUUGAAGCAAUUACCAAUCUUCCAUUACCAGAUGAAAUUAUUAAGGUAUUGCAGCAAGACUCCGUCAACUCAACUAAUUAUUUGGAUCAAAUGAAAAUUAUUGAAAUAAUUGUAAAUCACACUGUCCAAUUCUCUAAAGAAAAGACAAAUUCCUAUAAGACAGAAGAACAGAGAAAGUUUAUUGACAACUAUCUUGAGAAUUUCAAAUCCAUCUUUUUGAAUGGUUUGAGCAUUUCAAUGCUUAUGCGCUCUGGACAGGGAAAUGAACUAAUUGAAGAAGCUGCUUUGAAAGUUACCUAUUCAUCAGAGACUGAAUACUUUCCCUUGCUUCCUAUAUUUGUUCUGCCAUAUGUUGCUUUGGCCAGUCGUUUCCAUUUACAAAUAGUGAAACAGAUCGAAAAUGGGCAAACACAACAGGAAAGCAAGAAGAAUCCAACAAGUGUAGAUUAUUACGAAAUUCUAGCCAAAGAUUUACUAGCUUUGAGAGUGCUUGCAAAGAGAUACAAACGAGUUGAAUUUUCUUAUGGAACCAUGAUGAAUGAAAUGGACGAAAUUUUAAAGAAGAAAGUUGAACAAUCAUCUCAACAGAAUGUGGAAUUCAGCACAACUUCUGACGUGGCCACGCCACAAACUACUCACGUGGAGAGUUCUUGUCUAAUUGAUGAACAGCCACUUUCCUUUUUAUUGGGAUUUGUUAAUGAGGCAGCUCAACACUCACAACCAUUCGAAAGUUCAAACCAACACAUUGCAGAAAAUCCAUUCCACUUUCUUUCUGAGGAUUUUUCACAAAUGCUCUCUCCCGAUUUUUCAUUCUUUUAG
This is a messenger RNA of Naegleria gruberi, 1140 nucleotides long. RefSeq lists its product as uncharacterized. The record is from RefSeq and is a predicted model, not a curated record. NCBI's taxonomy places the organism in Eukaryota, Heterolobosea, Eutetramitea, Acrasida, Naegleriidae. Bases 1 to 1140 code for a protein of 379 amino acids. The transcript has a single exon.